AUGGGAGCAGUAUUGUCAUUACCGCUAAUUCCGGUGAGUAUUGUGGGAUCGUGGAUAUCAUCCUGCAUAGGCGUAUCAAUUUGUUCAUGUUGUAUGAGCAGAAAUGUUAAUCCAUUGAUGAGAACAUUUAAGUCGUCUAUAGCCACACGAAUUAUGUAUGCAUUAAUGUUCAUGUUAAAUAGCUUAAUUUCUUGGGUAUCACUGUCCAAUUCAAUAUCCAAGUUUUUGGAGAACUUAACAUGGGGGUUGUUUAAAUUUGGGAAUAAAUAUUGUCAAGAUGAAAAAGGGUGUACAGGAUUUACCAGUGUUCAAAGAAUCAACUUUUCUUUAGGAUUACUUCACCUUAUCUUAGCGGGGCUAUUAGUUGGGGUUAAAUCAACCAGAAAUCCCCGAUCAACUAUACAAAAUGGGUAUUGGGUUGCCAAACUAUUUGUCUUGGGUGCCUUUAUCCUUUUGAGUUUUUUUAUUCCUGAUAAGUUUUUUGUUAUAUGGGGAAACUACUUUUCAAUUAUAUUCAGUACUAUUUUUAUUGGAAUUGGUUUGAUUUUACUUGUUGAUUUUGCACAUGAGUGGGCAGAAACAUGUAUUGAAAAAAUUGAAGAGGGAGAAAUAUAUCUUGAUAUAACAGAAGAGGAAAAUCAAGGAAUAAUAAGCUCCUGUUUUAAUUUUGAAGGAGUCAAUUUAUGGAAGAAACUAUUAAUAGGAGGUACGCUGACAAUGUACAGUGGUGUUUUAAUUAUGACUGUUUUGAUGUACAUGUAUUUUGCACAGAGUGGAUGCCACAUGAACAAGACGGUUAUUACGAUCAACUUCCUGUUCACUUUAUUAAUUACAGCCUUUUCUAUUGCACCAAUUGUUCAAGAGUACAAUCCUAAUGCUGGAGUAGCGCAGGCUUCUAUGUGCUGUAUCUAUUGCACAUAUUUAGUUUUCAGUGCAUGUUUGAGUGAACCAGAUGAUCGACUGUGUAAUCCAUUGAUCCGAUCCAGUGGAACUAGGACGGCUACAGUUAUAGUGGGUGCGUUGUUCACAUUUGGCGCCGUUGCUUAUACAACUACCAGGGCUGCUACUAAUUCUGCAUUCAAUCAUGGUAAUGAGUACGAUGAGGUCCCCGUGAGCGAACCAGUACCUGUGGAAUCCAAUGUCAUCACCACACAACCCACACUUAGAGAUAAUAUGAGAUACCAAGCUCUCAAAGAUGCUGUCGAGGCGGGUUCAUUACCCGAAAGCGCAUUGACAGAUCCUUCGUAUUUGAAUCAAAGUGAUGACGAUGAUAACGACGAUGAUGGUAUGAGGGAUUUUAGUGGGCAACAAGAAGAGAGAAAUCACCUUAAAUAUAACUAUGUUCUUUUCCACAUUAUUUUCUUCCUUGCUACACAAUACAUUGCUGCGCUUUUGACCAUUAAUGUUGGCAUUACUGAUGCUGACAAUGGCACAUUCAUCCCUGUGGGACGCACAUAUUUCAAUACGUGGUUGAAAAUCGCCUCCUCUUGGGUAUGUUAUGCUCUCUAUGGAUGGACUCUGGUUGCACCAGUGCUUUUCCCCGAGAGAUUUGCCCAAUAUUAA
Molecule: messenger RNA, 1563 nt
Organism: Pichia kudriavzevii
Lineage: Eukaryota; Fungi; Ascomycota; Pichiomycetes; Pichiales; Pichiaceae
Exons: 1
Coding region: 1-1563 (520 amino acids)
Cellular component (GO): membrane
Source: RefSeq, a predicted model, not a curated record